Molecule: messenger RNA, 2778 nt
Organism: Mus caroli (Ryukyu mouse)
Lineage: Eukaryota; Metazoa; Chordata; Mammalia; Rodentia; Muridae
Gene: Dlx1
Product: distal-less homeobox 1
Biological process (GO): embryo development; cell differentiation; negative regulation of transcription by RNA polymerase II
Molecular function (GO): DNA-binding transcription factor activity, RNA polymerase II-specific; RNA polymerase II cis-regulatory region sequence-specific DNA binding
Source: RefSeq, a predicted model, not a curated record
CAGGCGUUGGGGGCGGGCGAAGGGUGGGGACAGCAAGGGGGAGGGCGACGGCAGGGCGCGGCUGGUUGGUUUCUGGGGCGGGAAGCGCGCGAGGGAGGCGGGAGACUGGAGUCGCGCGCCUUCGAGGUCCCUGCGCGGACGCCGCAGCCCAUUGUGCGUCCCGCUCCGCGCGCUCUGUUGCAGAGGAGCCCCGGCCCGGACGUGUGGACCCGAUUCUCCCCAGGCCGGGCCGCGUCGCCCGCUCUAGUCCAGCCGAGCCCGAGCUUCUCGGACCAAUCCCCGGUGAUUAUGCAAGAGAGCCGACCAAUCAGCUCCACCAGCUCAUGAAUAUUUAUGACCUUGGCUGAGUCAAAGCUUUGAACCGAGUUUGGGGAGCUCGGCAGCAUCAUGCUUAGACUUUUCAAAGAGACAAACUCCAUUUUCUUAUGAAUGGAAAGUGAAAACCCCUGUUCCGCUUAAAUUGGGUUCCUUCCUGUCCUGAGAAACAUAGAGACCCCCAAAAGAGAAGCAGAGGAGAGAAAGACCCACACCCAGACCCGCGAGAAGAGAUGACCAUGACCACCAUGCCAGAAAGUCUCAACAGCCCCGUGUCGGGCAAGGCUGUGUUUAUGGAGUUUGGGCCGCCCAACCAGCAAAUGUCUCCUUCUCCCAUGUCCCACGGGCACUACUCCAUGCACUGUUUACACUCGGCGGGCCAUUCGCAGCCCGACGGUGCCUACAGUUCGGCCUCAUCCUUCUCCCGACCGCUGGGCUACCCCUACGUCAACUCGGUCAGCAGCCACGCGUCCAGCCCCUACAUCAGUUCCGUGCAGUCCUACCCCGGCAGCGCCAGCCUCGCCCAGAGCCGCCUGGAGGACCCAGGGGCGGACUCCGAGAAGAGUACGGUGGUGGAAGGCGGCGAGGUGCGCUUUAACGGCAAAGGGAAAAAGAUCCGCAAACCCAGGACAAUUUAUUCCAGUUUGCAGUUGCAGGCUUUGAACCGGAGGUUCCAACAAACUCAGUACUUAGCUCUGCCUGAGAGGGCGGAGCUGGCGGCCUCCUUGGGACUCACACAGACUCAGGUCAAGAUAUGGUUCCAGAACAAACGCUCCAAGUUCAAGAAGCUGAUGAAGCAAGGCGGGGCAGCUCUGGAGGGCAGCGCGCUGGCGAAUGGCAGAGCCUUGUCUGCCGGCUCCCCACCGGUACCACCCGGCUGGAAUCCGAACUCCUCAUCUGGGAAGGGCUCCGGCAGCAGCGCUGGCUCCUACGUCCCCAGCUACACAUCUUGGUAUCCCUCAGCGCACCAAGAAGCUAUGCAGCAGCCUCAACUGAUGUGAGGUUAUCAGUUCGCACUCACCCGCUUCCUGCCCGUAUCCCUUGGCCUGGCCCCUCCCGCCUCCAGGUUCAUCCACCUUUUCGCACGCCCUGGGCUGGGAGGAGAAGAGCCCAUGGGCGGGAGCAGGGGUGGGGGGGGGGAGCUAAAACUAAAAGAAAAAGGAACAGUGAAGGCAGAGGGCUUGCUACUUCUCGGAGCCCCUAAAAGUCUGACCCAGCGACCUUUCAGUUCUGGGCCCGAACCUGGUUUGGGCCACGGUGAGCAGCAGAGUGGCCUCAAAGCGCAGGCACUGGAGACAGCCAGUGCUACAAGAUAACCCGCUGGACCAGACUCUCAGCUUUGUGAGACUAUCAGGAAAAACAAAUACGUAGGAGGGGGAAAUAUGCUCUUUUUCGAUUCUGUCCGUCUUUGUCUCCUUUUUGCACUGUCUGUGCGCCGAAGUCAAGGUCCUCGUGUGUCUGCUGUCCUCAUUCUACGACCUCUCCAAAAAGUCACCAGGUCUGAGCCACACCGGUCUGCCGGCAGCCCAUCCACCGAGUCCUGGACCGCUUUUUCCUGAAUGGUCUUCUUCCGGGCCCUGCUUGACCAUCUGUGUAGCUUGUUUGGGAAAUGGGGGAAAUCAGAGGGAGGGGGGUUAAUUUAUUGAAAAACAGACUUCAUCUGACGCUGAGUGUUGACCAAUUCCAAAUUCUCUGGGACAUGGAGUGGGCGCUGUCCAAACAUACUAUUUACCUUAAAAACACCAGAAGAGGGAACAAGGACAGGAAAGUGACUUUUAAGGUACACAGUAACUUUUGUACUUGGCUGGAAUGCAGAAAGGGGAAACAGGAUGCAGUGCAUUUUACAUGCUCCAAAUUAUUAAAAAUAACAACAAAAGAAAGACCGAAGUAAGAAAGUAAGAUAUGUAAAACCAAUAGGAUGUUGUCAAAAACGUUUGGACAAGAACACCUGGCCAAGAAGAAAAAUCAUACUUUGGGCAGCAAGAGAGAGGACCAAUGGGCCUUGGAGAGAAAAUAAUUUGUCCUUUAUGUAAAAGCACCCCAAUUCCAGGUUGCUUUAAAGACACAAGCAGCAGCUCGACCACAGAACACAAGUCAUCGCCCUGAAUGCACAGGCUCUGGUGCAGGAUCUAAUUGCUGUACAUAUUAUUGUUGUUAUUAUUAUUAUUAAUUAUUAUUAUUAUUAUUGUUCUGUAAACAUGUUGCACAAGCUUAGCCUCUUUCCGUUCUGUUGUGUGUGGCUGUAAACCCGAUGCUUUGUGAAAUGAGAAUCUUGACAUUUUACUUGUGAAAUUUGGAAAAUGUGACCGAUUGAGAUCAACCGUGUUUUGUGUUCUCUAUGUCAAAGUUUAGUUUUAUAUUGAGAGUGUUAACUUAUUGCUUUGUAUCUUGGGGGGGGGGCGAACUUUGUAAAUAAGUUAUAAAGUUUCUUUGAGACAGUAAAAUUAUGGUUUCAAGAAAGAA